UGCGCCUGUGCUUGCUCUGGGGAUGGGCGCCUUGCGGGUUUGGCGUUGGAUUUCGGAGACCUGGCGGCCGGGGUUCGGGGCUGGCGUACGGCGGAGAGAUGCAGGCUUCGGCACCGAGGCCCGGCGUCGGCCUCAACCUCAAGCUUCCAGCAAGAGCAAGGACCCAGUGGAGGACCAGCCCUUCCCGGGGCUUCUGCGGACAGAGAACCUGGGCGUGGAAGAGCUGGUUGACGUGCUGAAGGCAGCUGUGGUAGAUCAGAAAGGACCUCUGGUGACACUGAGCAAGCCACAGGGUCUGCCUGUGACAGGGAGACCCGGGGAGCUGACGUUGCUUUCUGUGCUGCCGCAGCUGAGCCAAGCCCUGGGGCUUGGACACCAGGAGCUCCAGAUUGUGCGAGCACCUGGAAAGGAGGCCUCUGGGCUUGUGCUCCUCUCCGGCUGUCCCCAGACAGCAAGCCGCCUGCAGAAGUUCUUCGCUCACUCGAGGAGAAGCCAGAGGCCCACUGCCACCUACUGUGCCAUCACUGAUGGCAUCCCUGAGCCUUCUGAGGGGACUGUCAGCGUGGCUCUGAGGCUGGAACGCGUGGAUGGCAUUGACCUUGCAGUCCCAGUGGCAUCCCCAUCUCGAAAGGACAUCCUAGAAGGUGUCAAGAGGACCUUCAGCCAUUUUCAUGUGAUGGCCACAGGCUGUGGCUGUGCCCUGGUCCAGCUGCAGCCACUGACAGUGUUUCCCAGUCAACUGCAGGUGCACAUGGCUCUGCAGCUCUGCCCGGUGCUUGGGGACCACACCUAUGCUGCUCGAGUGGGCACUGUUCUGGGCCAGCGCUUUCUGUGGCCAGCCACGACCACCAAACCCCAGACACAGGUCCUGGAUGAAGCUCUCCUCAAACGCCUCCGCCUGAGUCCUUCCCAGGUGGCCCAGAUGCCCUUGCACCUGCACCUGCAGCGCCUCCUCCUCCCAGGCACCAGAUCCAGGGACCCUCCCAGUGAACUUCUGGCGCCCGUGCCCUCUUACUUCUCUCGGACCCUGCAGUGCCUGCGGCUCUCCCAAAAAUAGACAACGUUUGACCCCCAAUCAGAAAAUGGAAAGAGGAAGGGCUGUGACCCACGUCAUGGACAAUGGGGUUGGUGCUGAGCACAGCCAAGGUCCUUAGUCAGCCAAUCUAAGAUCGGUGUGGGGUUGGGCAGUUGACUUUCCUCUGGACUUAAAAUAAUAAAAGUCCUACCUCAUAA
Microtus oregoni (creeping vole) is the source of this 1233-nucleotide messenger RNA. RefSeq names its product RNA pseudouridine synthase D3 (gene Rpusd3). The transcript is spliced from 9 exons. Gene Ontology annotation, molecular function: RNA binding; pseudouridine synthase activity. The record is from RefSeq and is a predicted model, not a curated record. Gene Ontology annotation, biological process: pseudouridine synthesis. The coding region runs from base 23 to 1057 and encodes 344 amino acids. Lineage: Eukaryota; Metazoa; Chordata; Mammalia; Rodentia; Cricetidae.